This is a messenger RNA of Papaver somniferum (opium poppy), 1459 nucleotides long. RefSeq names its product protein trichome birefringence-like 34. The transcript is spliced from 5 exons. Gene Ontology annotation, cellular component: Golgi apparatus. NCBI's taxonomy places the organism in Eukaryota, Viridiplantae, Streptophyta, Magnoliopsida, Ranunculales, Papaveraceae. The record is from RefSeq and is a predicted model, not a curated record. The coding region runs from base 78 to 1328 and encodes 416 amino acids. Gene Ontology annotation, molecular function: O-acetyltransferase activity.
AUACAAAAAUCCAGAAACAAAUAGAGUAGUAGAAGAGAAGUUGAUUGAUGAUUCAUCAAAAGACUAACUAGUAUAAUAUGGUUAAGGUAUACUACUUGGUCUUGGGAAUUCUGGGGCUAAAAGAUCGUUUGCAUUCCCUAAUAACAGUUCCAGUUGCCACCUUCAUUGUUCUUAUAGUUUAUAUGACAGGCAAAAGUACAUGGCUCGUCUUCGAAGAUAUUCUUACGACCUCUACAGCUACAGCAAAGGGUUAUAGCGAAUCAGUAUCGUUGACGUCGAGUUGUGAUCUUUUUUCAGGUAAGUGGGUAUACGAUAACUCGACAUCAUAUCCUUUGUAUUCUGAGAAACAAUGCUCAUUCAUGUCAGACGAGUUGGCUUGUGAGAAGUUUGGAAGAAAGGAUUUAAGCUAUCAGAACUGGAGAUGGCAGCCCGACCAGUGCGACCUACCAAGGUUCAACGCCAAAGCAUUACUGGAGAGAUUGAGAGGGAAAAGGAUGGUUUAUGUUGGAGAUUCACUUAACAGAAAUCAAUGGGUUUCCAUGGUUUGUCUGGUGGAAUCUGUAAUCCCAUCAUCACUCAAGUCAGUGCAUAUCAACGGUUCUCUCAAAAUCUUUAGUGCCAUUGAAUAUAAUGCGACCAUUGAGUUUUAUUGGGCACCAUUGUUGGUUGAAUCUAACUCGGACAAUCCGCUGCUUCAUCGAUUACCAGAUCGAAUAGUGAGAGCCCAAGCGAUCGAAAAACACGCGAUUCAUUGGACGGAUGCUGACAUACUCGUCUUCAAUUCCUACCUUUGGUGGAGAAGACCCAAAAUGAAAGUCUUAUGGGGUUCUUUUGAACAUCCGGAUGAGGGAAUGUACAAAGACAUGGAAAUGCUGCGCAGCUAUGAAAUGGCUCUGAAAACAUGGUCUGACUGGCUUGAAAUUCAUGUCAACCACACCAAGACCGAGCUGUUUUUUGUCAGCAUGUCACCUACACACACCUGGGCAGACGAAUGGAGCACUGCCAAAGAAGGCAACUGUUACAACGAAACCGAGCCAAUUUCCCAGAAACAUUACAAGGGUAGAGGAUCAGAUCCUAAUAUGAUGAACGUCGUUGAACAAGCACUUGACGAGUUGAAAGUCAGAGGUGUUAAUAUAAAAAUACUUAAGGUAACACAACUGUCAGAAUACAGAAAGGAAGGCCAUCCUUCUAUUCAUAGAAAACAGUGGGUUCCUUUAACUCAAGAACAAACAUUAAACCCUGCUAGUUAUUCUGAUUGUACUCAUUGGUGUCUGCCAGGAGUUCCCGAUACUUGGAAUGAGCUUCUUUAUGCUUACAUUUUUUCCUAAUGAAUAUAGUUUUGUGAAAAAUGUUGUAAAUGCAAGACUAUUUUCUUGAUAAGAAGCAACAAAAGAAGUAAUUGAAGAGUUGUAAAAAUUACACUAAUCUUGAAUAUCACUUUUGUAUUUGUCAUUUCAAA